UUGGUGCCUGCGAGCCGCGGUCUGCCAACACCCUCUCCCCCCCUCUCUUCAGGACGCCGUCGCCAACAGCCAUGAAGGUCCUGGCAGUCAUCUGCGCCUCGCUGGCGUGCGCCGCCUCGCAGCUGGUGCUGCCCUACGCGCCGCUGGCCUACCACGUGGCUCCCGUCGUGGUGGGGCCCGUGUCCAGCCAGUUCCACGCGCAGGACGAGCUGGGGCAGUUCACCUUCGCCACCGCCGGGGACCUGCAGGCUCGCGUGGAGACCAAGACCCUGGACGGCGUGGUGAGGGGCCGCUACAGCUACGUGGACCCCACGAGCAAGCUGGUGACGGUCGACUACGUGGCCGACGAUGGCGGCUACCGCGUCGUCGGCGCCAACAACCUGCCCGAGGCACCGGCUGUGCCCUCCGUCGCCGGGCCCGCUCCCGUCAUGGACACCGCUGAGGUGGUGGCCGCGCGCGCCGACUUCCAGAAGAAGUACGAGGAGGCGGCGGCCGCCGCAGCCGCCGCCCCCGAGACACGCAGGAAGCGCAGCGUGCUGUACCCUGCCGUGCUGCCGGCGGCGGUCAAGGCGACGGUGCGCUACACCGAGGCCGAGCCCGUCGACGCCGCCACGCCGGCCGACACCAAGAAGAUCGAGCUGAAGGAGAAGGAGAGCGAGAUCGUCGUCCCCUACACCGUCCCCAUCGCCGCCCCCAUCGCUCCCCUCGCUGCCCCUAUUGCUCCCAUCGUCCCCUAUGCUGCCCCCAUCGCUCCUAUUGCCCCUAUCGCCCCUAUCGCUCCCUACACCGUGGUCGCCCCGGCUCCCGCCAAGGCCACCAUCAAGUACUCCCAGUACGAGCCCGUGGAUGCCGCCACGCCGGCCGACACCAAGAAGGUCGAACUGAAGGAGAAGGAAGCUGAGGUCAUCGUGCCCUAUGCCGCCCCCAUCGCCCCACUGCCCAUCAUAUCCCCCCAUCUGGUUGCCCUGUAAGCGAACCUCCCUGCGCACGACAUGCUCCACCGAUGGGAUGGGGAUCGCUGGUGCGGCAAGGAGAACACUAUGCGACCCAGCGUUAUUGCUUUCCUCCCUUAGCACUCUGGUGCAGUGCUCAAGAGUGGCAGAGGGACGAAACAGCACCAACAAAGUCGCAAUCAAACUAGCUGUUUCCAUCUCCCCGGUGGGUGCUUGUCGAGAAGCAGACCACCUGCUACCUGCCCCAGGCCUAAGAUGCUCAGUGUUUUUUUUCCGACUGCAAGAUGAAUGCUUCAUUCGUAAGGAACACAUGCAAUUUUUAUUUUUAUUUUUGAAUCAGCUGAGCAUUAUUUACCGAUGCACUGAUUAUGUAAACCAAGAUUUGUGCCAUAAUAAAUAAGAAUUUCAAAAUUCUAAUACAAACUUUAAAGUGAAUGCAAAAAAAAAAUUGCUUUGUAAACUGUACCAAUAUGUAAAACCACUUCAGUUACAUUAUAAAUGUCACAUUUAUAAUUAAUGAUGUAGAGGCAUAGUAUGUAAAUUGUUAUUUUCGGUAAAUAUAUAUGUACCUAUUAUAAUUAUAUGUAGCUUGUCGGUAUAUCCAUUAUUGCUAAGUCAGUUACUAGUUUCAGUAGUUUUACAUAUAAUUUAUAAGUGAAAUCAGAGUUUAUAUUGAAUAUCAAUGAUAAUCAUAAAUGUUAUUAAUACAGUAUAUGUAUUUUUAUUACAUUCAUUAAAAUUGUAUGUAGAAGAUUAGCCUUAGUUACAAAUAAUAAAUACAGUUGUUAUAAAUAAUAUUGUGUCUUUCUUAUACCUAAUAAAUACACUAAAAAACAUAUUUAUACAAGUAAAUCUGACGUCUUCCGAACGAAGGCAACCCUAAAGCCCGACCUACAACCACCAGUAUCCGACCCCGCUAACGGAAUGUGCCCCUAGCCAUGGCCCACCCGAGUCAGGCGAGCGCCGCGGAACAUGGGUAGAAUCAAAGCCCAUGCCCUAAUCCACCGGACAACACAAUUCCAGAACAUUGUAAAUUCAACACACAUUAAUGACCACAUCACUUUUAAUUAACAACCCCGUGCAAAGGAAGUGCGACGUAGGAGUGCCCGGGUCACUCAUGUGUGGAUUUGUAUUAAUACCUUUGUGAGUGUUCACCUUGCGGCCUUCAGCCUAAUUUCAAUAACGUAGUGUGUGACUUAAUUAAAACCGCCCCAAAUUUUCAUGUAUCAUUAAUAAUUAAUGUUAAUUUAAUAAUCAUUUUAUAAAGUGUUAUCAUUCACAAAACUGGCCGAAAUCAUCUUCCCGCGCUCCGCAGUUUCCCGCGGAAUUUCCCCCCUCCCUGGCCCCGGCGGCCAGGGAGGUUAGUCAGUCGCCAUCCAGCACUCGCCAGGGCCGGCAGCCCAUGCACGGGGAGCUCUCAACUUUCGCGCCAACAUCACCAGUCUCUGCAAUAGGUAAAUAUAGUCAAACCGUUUAACUCAGCUCCCCGGUCGGCCCGAAUCGGCCGUUCGCGAUUUCGCACGGUCCUUUAAUAUAAUGUGUAGCCCGCCAGCGGGCUUUUUCGUGUGAUACGUAAUCAAUUAGGUGACCCCUCGUGGCACCUGCGCCUCACGCCAGUGAAAUCCCCUCUCGGGGAAUAGUUCUUUGCCCACGCGGGGCGGCACUGCGCCAAACGCGUACCUAAAUGUAACGACGAGUCAUUAACUGGGACGUGCCACGGUCGUGCGUGUGAUAUCCUGCCGGAGUCCGCCGCGCCCGUACCCAGCGUAACGUGGCCCCAGCCACCACGCGGAGUAGCCGACUUUGUAUACCCAUCUGUGCGGGACUAACCACAGUGACUAUAGUGUAGUGUGUUAUCGUAAGUAAUUUUGCGGGACCUAUCGCCCACGCAUUUCACGCUGCGUCCGCGGACUUUCACAUAGGCCGGAACAGGUUAUCGUGCGCCUGAGCACCCCACUCGCAAGUCGCCGGGAACGACCCCCUAUCCACGUACUUGCCACCGGGUUACCGUGUGGCCGUAACAAGUCCGCCAAUAGAGGGUGGCGUGCGCGGAGCUUAGGUCGACGAUGAAGCUGCCAGUUACGUGAGCGUGUAACGUGUAAAAUGUGCGAUGGAAUAA
Bacillus rossius redtenbacheri is the source of this 3072-nucleotide messenger RNA. Its product is annotated as calphotin-like. The transcript is spliced from 4 exons. Lineage: Eukaryota; Metazoa; Arthropoda; Insecta; Phasmatodea; Bacillidae. The record is from RefSeq and is a predicted model, not a curated record. Bases 72 to 971 code for a protein of 299 amino acids.